This is a messenger RNA of Acytostelium subglobosum LB1, 2694 nucleotides long. RefSeq lists its product as hypothetical. Bases 1 to 2694 code for a protein of 897 amino acids. The record is from RefSeq and is a predicted model, not a curated record. Gene Ontology annotation, biological process: protein import into nucleus. Gene Ontology annotation, cellular component: cytoplasm; nucleus. Lineage: Eukaryota; Evosea; Eumycetozoa; Acytosteliales; Acytosteliaceae. The transcript is spliced from 8 exons. Gene Ontology annotation, molecular function: small GTPase binding; nuclear import signal receptor activity.
AUGGAUUGGGCACCCCAUCAAGAUGGUCUCAACCAACUGGUCAACAUCCUCAAGCAGACCAACUCAAGCGAUCAGGAGACACAGAGGAAGAUACAGAGUGAACUCAAAACAUUCAACAAGAUUCCAGAUUAUAAUAACUACUUGACAUAUAUAUUCAAGCUCCAACAUCUGGAUGCUUACGUCAGGAAUGUGUCAGGACUCUUGUUGAAGCAGAACAUCAAGAACUACUAUCAGAACAUGCCUAGAGUGGUUCAAGAGUUCAUCAAGCGCGAGAUCGUACCCGUACUCUCUGAUCCACUUCAGAACGUGCGUCAUACCGUCGCCAACAUCAUCACCAACUUGAUUUCCAGGAGUUCAUUCGAGGAUUGGAAAGAGUUGUUGCCAAUGUUGAUGUCGGGCUUGGAUAGCCCCGACCAGAACGUUGUAGAGGGAGCACUCUACACACUCUCACUGCUUUGCGAGGACUUUACGCAACAGCUCGACAGUGAGAAGAUUGGCAGACCUCUCAAUCAGCUGAUCCCCAAGUUACUGAUGUUCCUCAAGUCGACGACACCAGUGUUUAGGGGUCGCGCGCUCUCGUCGCUGCACUUCUUCAUCCCGCACAUGCCUGGCGCACUGCUGAUCAACAUGGAGAGCUACCUGCUGGGCAUCUUCUCCCUGAGCGACGACGCAAACUCUGAUAUAAGAGUCAAGGUUUGCCGAUCGUUGGUGUCGCUGGUCUCCCUGCGAAUGGACUUCCUGAUGACCCACAUCAAACAAAUCAUCCAGUACAUGUUGCACGCAUCCAAAGACUCCAACGAGGAUGUGGCCCUUGAGGCCUGCGAGUUCUGGUCCGCCAUUGCUGACUCCCCACAUUGUGAAGAACUUCUGAAAGAGUUCCUUCCAGUCUUAAUACCAAUUCUACUUAAUGGAAUGGUGUACACAGUUGAGGAGUAUGAGUCCUUUGAGAAUGAGGAGGACACAGCAAACAUCCCCGAUCGUCCACAAGACAUCAAGCCAUUCUUUGUCAACAGCAAGGUUCACACUACUGGACCCUCUCAAGGCCAAGGAUUCGUUCAAGGUGAACAACCACAGCAACAGGAGGAUGACGAUGAUGACUAUGAUGAUGAUGAUGAUUUUGCAGAUGAUGAAUCAUGGUCAAUCCGUAAGAGCUCUGCUCUGGCUCUGGAUACAUUGUCUUCGAUAUUCGAUGCACCAACCUAUCUCUCUAUCGCGCUGCCUCUCAUCGAACAAAAGAUGCAUGAGUCCAACCAAUGGAUGGUCAGAGAGAGCGCCAUCCUGGCACUGGGCGCCAUCGCCGAGGGUUGUCUGAAGGGCCUGUCGCCACAUCUGCCCAAGGUCAUCCCCUAUCUGAUCAACAUGCUCAACGAUCCCAAGCCACUGGUUCGUUCGAUCACCUGUUGGGCACUCAGUCGUUACUCACACUGGAUCUCAGUGGAUGGUGUCGAACUCAUCCCAUUGCUCAUCGGCAACCUUCUCAACAGGAUAUUGGACAACAACAAGCGUGUUCAAGAAGCAGCAUGCAGUGCAUUCGCAACGAUCGAGGAAGACGCAGACAGGAAUCUGAUCCCAUUCUUGCCAAACAUCUUGACGACAUUUGUUCAAGCCUUCCAGAAGUAUCAGGCCAAGAACUUGUUGAUCCUCUACGACGCCAUCUCAACACUGGCCAAGGUCAUUGGCAAGGAUAUGAACAAGCCAGAGUACAUCAAUGUAUUGAUGCCACCACUUCUCCACAAGUUCCAAUCACUUGAGGAUGACAACAAGAACCUGCUCCCACUGCUUCAAUGUUUGACACCAAUAUGCUCAUCAGUUGGUCUUGGCCUUAGCGAUGUCAUCAUUGUGUUCUAUAACAGAGCACUCAAGAUCAUAAUUGAGACCUUGACAGCGAUUAAAAUAUACAAAGAGACUGAAGACGACGCAGAUGAGCCAGAUAAGGACUUCAUUGUCAGCGCUUUGGACCUGAUCAGUGGUCUGACUGAUGGAGUUGGCACGAGCAUUGAGGGUCUGGUGGCAAACAGCAACCUGCCACUUGUACUGUUGGAGUGCAUGAGAGAUAGCCACCCUGACGUCCGUCAGAGCUCCUUUGCUCUGCUUGGAGACCUGUCCAAGUUCUGCAUUGUUCACUUCAAGACCCUGAUACCAGAGUACAUCCCAAUCCUCACGCUCAACCUCUACCCCGACCAUGUGCCCGUUUGUAAUAAUGCCUGCUGGGCUCUUGGAGAGAUCUCUGUCCGCCUGCCCCAGGAGAUCAAGCCACACGUCAAGGACAUCCUUGCCAAGCUUAUCCCGAUCAUGCAGAACGUGAAGCUCAACCGCAACAUCCUCGAGAACACGGCCAUCACACUGGGCAGGAUGGGAUUGGUGUCAGCUGAUGUCUGUGCGCCACGCAUCGAGGAGUUCAUCCAGUGCUGGUGCAUGGCCAUCCGUGCCAAGAUCGACGACCAGGAGAAGGACUCGGCAUUCCGUGGCAUGUGGGUGAUCAUCAGCAACAACCCAUCGGGUGCCCUCAAGCACCUCAUCUACAUCUGCGACGCCAUUGCCAGCUGGAACAAGUUGGAGACCGACCUGAACGAUGCCUAUCGCCGUCUGCUCCACGUGUUCAAGGAGAGCAUCGGCCAGCACUGGCCACAGUACUACGCACAGUUCCCACUGCAGCUGCGCAAGAUCCUCAACGAACGAUAUCAAUUGGAAUGA